CGGAGGCCUAAACGUAUUUUAAAAGGGGGUGGUCGAUGUAACUAGCACUGAGAAGUUAGCGCGCGCCGAGGGCUCCUCCUCCUGCGCCUCUGUGUGUCUCCGCCUUGCUGCCUCGUGCAUGACCAAGACCUAAACCUGGCUUGCAAAGGGCGUUCGAAGAACCGGCGCCUCCCAGCAACGGCUGAUGAUCCCCAACAAGCGGCGAGGGUUGGCGACACAGCAAUCUCCCGGCAGGCAAAAAGGGAAGCGCGGGAGCGGCCUCGUCUCUUUCGGCGGAGAGGCCGCCUUCCUUGCCUUCGCAAGCCCAUUCAGGCUGGGAGGGAGUCAUGGAGAGGCUGACGUUACAGCCGGGGGCCGCAGCGGCCAUAGACGAGUAUCUGGAGUACAAGAGGAUUGUAGGUGAAGAUGAUGGAGGGAAACUCUUUACCCCUGAAGAAUACGAACAAUACAAGAAAAAAGUGUUACCAAUACGGUUACAAAACAGAUUGUAUGUGAGCUGGAGAUCACCAACUGGCAUGGACUGCAAACUUGUGGGACCAGAAACCCCAUGUUUUUGUACUCAUAGGUAUAAACAACACAAAACAGACUUUGAAGUGAUUCCAAAGGAACGUCCAAUUAGUUUACCUUGCAGGGUGAGCCGAUGCCCUUGCAAAUCUUAUCACUUUGUUCCUCUUAAUGGUACUCAGCCCAUCCGCUGUAGAUGCAAGCACUUUGCUGAUCAGCAUAGUCCAGCCCCUGGGUUUGCAUGUAACACGUCCACCGAAUGGAGCAGCGGGGAAGUAAUUUGCCUAGGGAGCAAGAGGUUGCUGGUUCGAAUCCCUGCUGGUUCUAAAUGUUCAGGGUUUCACAGUAGCUUCACUUGUGGAUGUGGUCAGCCAACAUAUGCUCAUGAAACAGUAGUGGAAACAAAAGAUGAACGCUUAGCCCAAGGAAAGCCAGUGGGACAAGAUGUCCCUUAUGCUGCAAUGGGAGGAUUAACUGGCUUUAGUUCUCUAGCAGAAGGCUACAUGAGACUUGAUGACAGUGGGAUAGGAGCACCUUCAGCUCAGUUUCUAGAAUCGCCAGUGACGAACAUGGACCAUCCCUUUUUAAAAGCAUUCCAGGGACCCUCUAGCUCCAUGCAAGCACAAUCCCAAUUAACAGAUGGUGGUGCUAGUGCUGCAAUGCAAGUCUCCUGUUUAAGGAAACCUGAAGAAGAUGACAUGGCUUACUUUGAAAGGCAGUAUCAGGAACGGGUAUUUCUUCAAUCUCUAAAUAGAGACUUGCUUGGCAGUGCAGUGAUACCUACUUGGCGCUCUUAUUUUGAUCACAAUAGGCCACGUUGAAAAAAGAGAAGGCUGCAAAACAGAAAGGAAAAAGUCGAAUGCCAAAGAAUCUGUGACAACAUAGUAUUAUUAUUAUUAUUUUUUUGGUGAAUUGUCAUUCAUCAGUACUUUGAUAUGUUUUCCUUAAUGGUUAAGAUAUGUUUGUAAUUUUCUCCAUCUAUUCUGUAUGUAAGGCAGAUAAAUAUACAGAUCAAAUAAAACUGAGAAUAUGUGGUA
Molecule: messenger RNA, 1541 nt
Organism: Hemicordylus capensis (graceful crag lizard)
Lineage: Eukaryota; Metazoa; Chordata; Lepidosauria; Squamata; Cordylidae
Gene: FAM221A
Product: family with sequence similarity 221 member A
Exons: 9
Coding region: 327-1325 (332 amino acids)
Source: RefSeq, a predicted model, not a curated record